UAUAUAUAUAUAUAUAUAUAUUUUCACUCUCGUCUGUGAAGUGAAAACACAGCUACAACGGGACAGCGGAUUUGUUUUCAUUCUGUCGGUUGUGUUAUUCCACUCGAGUAAAGUAAAUCAUUAAUGCAAAACACAACCAAAAAACCCGAAUAAACAUUUGAAAUGGCGGAAAACUGGAAAAACUGCUUCGAAGAAGAGCUGAUUUGCCCGAUCUGCCUGCACGUAUUUGUGGAACCGAUUCAGCUGCCUUGCAAACACAAUUUCUGCCGGGGCUGCAUCAGCGAGGCCUGGUCUAAAGACACUGGUAUGGUCCGCUGCCCCGAAUGCAACCACGCCUACAACCAGAAACCCACUUUGGAGAAAAACCUAAAACUGACAAACAUUGUGGAAAAAUUCAACGCCUUGAACGUGGAGAAAACCCCAACGGUUUUACAUUGCAUCUUCUGUAGGCGAGGGCCGCCUCUGCCGGCCCAGAAAGUUUGCCUCCGCUGUAACGCUCCGUGUUGCCAGUCUCACGUUCAGACGCACCUACAGCAGCCUUCUUCCAACCCAGGGCACUUGUUAGUGGAGGCCGAGGAUGUGCGGGCCUGGAGCUGCCCGCAGCACGACGCCUACAGGCUGUACCAUUGCGAAGCCGAGCAGGUGGCUGUUUGCCAGUACUGCUGCUUCUCUCGGUGUGGGGCGAACCACGGCCACUCCGUUUGCGAUGUGGAGGUUCGCCGGAACGAUAUUCGGCAAAUGUUAAUGAAACAGCAGGACCGCGUAGAGGAGAGGGAGCAGGACAUCGAAGACCAGAUCUACAAGCUGGAGUCUGAUAAGAGGCUCGUGGAGGACAAGGUGCAGCAGCUGAAGGAGGAGGUGCGGCUGCAGUACCAGAAGAUGCAGCAGCUCCUGGAGGAGGACCUGGGUAAGACCCUGGAGAUCCUGGACAAGGCACGCUCCAAAUUCUGCGAGGAGAACUCCUCUCAGGCCCUGCAGCUGAACGAGCGGCGCCAGGAGGCCAAGAAACUGCUGAGCUCUGUGCAGGUGGUGUUGGACAAGACUGAGGACAUCAACUUCAUGAAGAACACAAAGUCUGUGAAAAUCUUAAUGGAUAGAACCCAAACCUGCACAGGCAGUGGACUGCCUCCUUACAAAGUGGGUCACCUUAACUCCAAACUCUUCCUCUCUGAGAUCUCUAAAAAAGAGAAGAAUCUGCGCAAGAUGCUGGAAGCCCCCUUUAGUGCUCCAGCUCACUUCCUUCAGAGCAUUCCCACCUACCCUUGCAGCCUGAGCAGCUCUGGAGCAGAGAAACGCAAGCACUCCACAGCCUUCCCGGAAAACAGCAACUUCCUGGAGCCUCCUUCGGGGGCGGUGGGCAAGCAGUACCUGGGCCAGGGCUCCCCGUCGGGGGAGGGCCAGUCCACACAAGCCAUGGUGCCUUGCAGCUCCACGCAACACAUGGUGGGACUCGGCAGCAGUGGCGCCCAGGCCGUGCAUUCCAGCUCCGUGUUCCCCCCGCACUACCCCAGCGGGGGCUCCUCCCAGCAGCCAGUGCUCUCGCAGUACGGGGCGGGCCGCAAGAUACUGAUGUGCACGGUGGACAACUGCUACUGCUCCGGAGUGCCUUCCGUGUCAAACCACAGCGGCCACCCACCCUACCCGAGGUCCAGCUCCUUCCCCUGGACUGUGAGCUCCCAGGAGUACUCGCACCCCCUCCCGCCCGCCCCCGGGCUGUCCGUGCGCGACUGGAUCGACGCCUCGCAGACACACAGGCACCCCGACUUCUACGGGCUCUACGGCCAAUCUUCCACUAAACACUACGUCACCAGUUAACCAUAAAUAAAAAAUAGAUUAAAAAAUAAAGAAAUAAAAGAUGACUUCAGCAUAGUGUGCAUCCAUGAGACUUACACGUGCCUCCUUUUCCAAAUCAAAUCCCACUUGUUUCCGUUGCUCUCAGUAGGGAUUUUCGUUGUAUGUUUUGAGCUACAGGAAAGGGGAAGGUUUUGUCAUCAUGGUUUUUAAUGGGGGGGUGUUUUGGACAGCUUUUCAUGUCAGCUGCCAGCAUUCCAGUUGACAUGUUUCCAGUUAUUUAUGGUGUUAUGGGUUCUAUUAGUGAGUUAGUCAUGGUGUCGCACAGCUGGUUCCAAUUGAGCCCUAACUAUUGCCCCUGCCUCCCCACACACAAGAUUCAUGUUAUUUGCGGUGGCCCAAUGCAAUGAAGUCCAAUAUAAUCAUGUUUGAUGAAUGAAAAUGUAUUCUAAACUUAAAUGUACAUUUUGUGACUGAUCAUCAAAGCAGAUAGCUAACGAGUAGUGUCAAGGUGCAGCAGUCCUGUUCCCCUCUUCCUCAUGCACAAGUUUGAAGAUUACAGGAGAGGAACCUUUUGUGUGCUGCACCUUAAUACUGCUGGUAAGUGCUCAUGCAUACUGUGAAAUAACUUGACUUAUUCAUCAGUCAUUAAUUAGAUUCAACUUUUAAAAACAACUUAAUAUGUUGGACAUGUUGGGCAGAAUCAAUUUUCAGAUAUUGGUUUCUUAAUGCUGUACUUGCAACACAUACUUUAAAUUUAGAUUACAUCUAGAUAAAGACAAGGAUUAAUCCCAAAUCUGUUCACUGCAGCGACCCAUAGAGAAGGGCUGAAAACUCCCCUUCAACAGGAUUGCUUUCUGAAUCCAUGUGGUUUUUGGUUUGACUGUGAAAAGGACUCUUCAACUGUUAACUUCAUGAACUCUUUCCUGUUUCAUGCUUUUAUUUUUUCGUAAGGUGAGCUCACAUGGAAAUGCAAACCUCAGUUGGAACGAUGUGCUUUUGGAGUGAACAGGCCAGUCAUGAGGACUGCGAAAGCAGUGCCGCUGGGAAUGUUGAAAGCAGGAGACUUGCAGACCGCAUGGCCAGGAAGAUUGGUUCAGGGUCUGUGCUUGAUGCUGUUUUUAGUACUUCCUGCAGGUCAAUGUCACUUACUUGCUGCACCAAGCACUCCGCUGGUGUGACUACGUGUUUGCAGGUGGGAGCACUCCGAGUGUGAACGGUUCAGAAAGAGAGAGAGUGUUGGGAUGGGUAGGUUAAAAAGGUAAAGACAUUUUUCAUACAUUUUAUAUAAAGAAAAAAUCAAAAGGCUUUUGAUCUGCUUGACUGAUAUAAAACAAAAUAAUCAAUGAACAUGUAUUUAAAGAAGAAAAAUAUUUGGUUGAGGGAGAAAAUGUGGCUUGUAUACAAUUUUUUUUUGUAAAUAUUUGUGAAAACAACAUGGGAUGUGAUUUGAAAAAAAAACAAUUCAAAAUAAACGAUGUGGUUUUAAAAAGCA
Molecule: messenger RNA, 3286 nt
Organism: Acipenser ruthenus (sterlet)
Lineage: Eukaryota; Metazoa; Chordata; Actinopteri; Acipenseriformes; Acipenseridae
Product: E3 ubiquitin-protein ligase TRIM8
Exons: 6
Coding region: 163-1815 (550 amino acids)
Source: RefSeq, a predicted model, not a curated record